GUGAACCUACCAAAUUUCGAUACUUGUUUGUGUGAAAUCGAUUCAAGCAGGGAGAUUCAAGCGCGCUUUUGGCUAGGUACCAUCUUCGGGUACCAUUCGCAUACGUAUCUUCGACGACGCUGCUGGCAGACGCCGCUGAAGAGUAGUACCAUUGAUGUGAGAAGUGGAUGUGCUUUCUCCGUUGAACUUUGAAAUUCAAGGUUGCAGGUGGAUAUGGUUCUGUGACUAGUGCCGAUAAGACUUUUUUAGCGACUGUGUGGGACUUUUUCUGUGAUACUUUUUAUGGUGGUUUUUUCGCAUAUUUUAUGGGAUGAUAAAAAAAUUUACAUUUAUUUUAGGUUGUUAAGAAUUUCCUUUGAUAAUGGCUGGUUCCCACAUUUAGUUAACAAUGACAAAUAGAUAGAAUACAACGCACAGCAUGUUUAGAUAUAGGGUUUUCAUUCUUCUUUUACUAUCUUACCAUAUCAUAUUGACAACAACUGAAGACACCUCCCAGAAGACAAAUAAUACCUUAAACAAUACAGGCGUCCGUGACGAGAAAAACUCAACAUCACAAAAAACCGAAACUUUGUUGAGCGAACUUGCUAAAAUCAUCAAAAACCCAUUCGAUCUCGAUUCCAAAGAGCUUAAAAAAAGAGACGAUUUGUUUGCAUCGGCAUCAGAACACGUCAAUGCCAGACUAUUCUCUGCCAGAACUUACUCUAACGAUUACUCAGGUACUUGUUACUCGUGUAACAGCGUACCUUGGGUACCUAUAGUGGGCAGAAGUUUAAAUUUACAUUCCUCUUCAAGUCACUUUGGCAAUAACGCACCGUAUUUUAGAGAAAAACAGAAUUUGAAUCAAAAUUAUGGAGCCCCGCCAGUUGAUCAUUACGGAGCACCUCAGAGGAGUUUUGAGUAUCCUCGUUUUGGAGAUGUGGUAGACUAUAUGGUACCACCUCCAUUUCAAAGGCAAGGGUUGUUAGGAGGCAACUAUGGACCACCUAAACCAGUGUAUUUACCACCAAAACCUCUAUACAAUUCUCCAAAACCAUCAUACUCGCCUCCUUAUUCAUUUUAUAAUGCUCCAAACUUUUUUGAUAUAAAACCACCACCUUUACAGCCGUCAUUUAGACCAUCAAAUAAUUACUUACCACCAGCCAUGAGCUAUGAACCUUCUACAUCAUAUGGAGCACCUAUGAUACCUAAUAAUUAUCAGCAUUCAGGACAAAAUGGUCCUACUACAUAUUUGAGACCAGUAUCACAAAAUAUCCAACCUCCCAUCCCACCUAUACACACUCUUCCGUUGGAAAAUACCAGAAUUCCUCCAGCUAUACCUAGUGAUAGCUACGGGAAACCUUUACCACUGUCUGGAGAAGUUUUUGGACCUGAUCCUUCACACAACAAUUAUCAGCAAUAUGACGAUGCCGUAGCUUCAGGAAAUGAAAAGUAUACUAAUAGAAUACCUGUAACUUUCCCUGAUUUUAAAUACAUCCACCCUAAAAGAGUGAUUUCUAGUUCAUAUCGCAACGAAGCUACCGAUGUCCAAGUCGUUCCUAGUGUUAGAGUUGCUGAUUAUACUGCUUCUAUUCAGCAUCCAAUCAAUCUGAUUCAAUCUCCCAUCUUAGAUUUAAAUAUUCCCGCUGAUCAAAAGAUUUCAUCACAUAGCAACGAAGAUAAAUUUGUUGAAAGACCAGAACCAUUUUAUGAUCCUUCUAAAGAUUUUGUACCUGGAUCUAAAGAAACCAUUGAGUCAUCCUCUGCAGAAUACAAAAAUGAGCAUAUUAAUAACGAACAAUCUAUUGUGGUGGAUGAUACUUAUGCUUCUGCAAGUAACUUAAACAGUACGUAUUCUUUAAAAAAUAAUUACACAGUUUUGAAGAGAGAUAAUGAGUUAUACACUAGUCAGGUAUCAUUUGAUAAUUCUAAAAGCAAAGUACAGGAUGACAAUUUAAGUAAUAGUUUAAUACAGAAGUUGAUACUGGAGGAGAAUAUUAUACCAGAUCCCAGAAACCAGAUUGUUAGUUUACAGAAAACUACCUAUGAACCUGAACAACUAAAAGUGGACAUUAAUACAGAUCAGCCGCCUACAAAAUUGGUUAACUGGGCAACUACACAAGCUCUCUUGAAACCUACAGUAUUGACGAAGCAAAACUACGGAAAUAACAAGCAGCGUCCUUCAAAAACAUUGCAAAUUAUAGUGCCUUACUUAAAAGCACCAGAUAAACAAGAUUCUUGGUCAGAUUUUACAUCGAAACCGCCAGCUAUUUACAAUAAGGAAUACACAACCUUAGCUCCAGUUUUUGUACCUCCCCCUAUUUCGACAGAGGCUUCUAAUCUUUGGACAGUAUUAGCUGAAGAUAUAAGGACAGUUCAAGCGAAUAGAAAUGAAGCCACCGGCUUUGUUAAAAGCACUAGCACAACUGAGGUUUAUAAUAUUAAAGAUUUUCUAGCUAAAAAUCGCGUAAACGAUGAGAAUUUUUUACAGAAAAACAUUGAUAAUUGGACAAGGCAGUCUUAUGCUCAUGGCUUGAAUAUUGCUGAUAAGUUAACUACAAAAUUGACACAAAUAAAGCCCAUUCCACAAGAAUACUUAACUACAACAGUUAAUUAUGAUGAUGAUCGGAUAUUAAACAAACUUGUAGCAUCUUUUGGUAACAUUGACGAUCAUCUGACUGCAAGUUCAAAUAACAGAGACAUAAUUAGUAAUGAAAUAGAAGAAACUCUAGCUGAUUCUUUCGAAAUGAGUACUACAAAGCUUCCUCCCGAAACAACAACUGCUAUCAAAGAUACUUCUCCGAAAUUUAAAUACAUUAUUAAGGAACCAUCGACAGUUCCUUGGGAGUCUAACAAAGUGACUUUAUCAAAUUCCACACACGAAAAAGUCUAUGUGGUGACUCCGCAGAGCUACAGUAAAAUUGUAACAAGCACUCCAGCUACAGCGUUUAGUAUGGCACCAAAAAUACAGAAUGGAAAAGUAAACAAUGCGUCAACCGUAACAAAAAUCAGUGUGAGAAUUGAAGGACCUGAUGGAGUAAAGGAAAACAGCAAAGGGCAUCCAUUGAAAGUGGUGUUUAGCGAGUGGCCACACAUAAUUAAUGACCUAGAAACGACUACAACCCUGAAACCAACUUCGAGACAUCCUCUUUUUGGCCUUAUGGAUCUUUCUGCUUAUACAGAGGCUCCUACAAGCCCAGUAAAUACACUAGAUGGGCAUUCAAAGGUGACAAAGGCUGUAAGCUCCUCCACACCAAUAAUUUCGAGUACUUCCCCUAAACCGAGUACAAAUACGACUGAAAUAGUAAAGAUUGCAUCUUCAUCAUAACCUAAAACUUUGAAUCUUCCGAGACACUGCCACAUGAACAAAUAUAUAUUAUUUUUUUUGUAAAUAUUAGUUGCUAAGUUAAUGUAAACAAGGCUCAAAGAGUAUAGUCAUGUAUGUUUUAAUACUAUUUAUUUCUUAUAAAUUAACAAUUAUUUAUGUUCAAUAAAGUAAUUUAUUGGUUGAA
Sitophilus oryzae (rice weevil) is the source of this 3488-nucleotide messenger RNA. RefSeq lists its product as uncharacterized. The coding region runs from base 419 to 3304 and encodes 961 amino acids. The transcript is spliced from 5 exons. NCBI's taxonomy places the organism in Eukaryota, Metazoa, Arthropoda, Insecta, Coleoptera, Curculionidae. The record is from RefSeq and is a predicted model, not a curated record.